UCAAAAUAUGUUAUUUUGCACCCAACUCAGGUCUCUACAGUGGAUUUUCCUACUUGCCCUUAUACUUCUGGAAGUUGAGCCAUGGCCAAUUCCAAAAAACUGUUUCCCUACUUACGGCUACAUUAAGAAUGUAAGAAUUCGAAAGGAGCAAAUUCUGACGAACGAAACAGUACCUGGCUAUAUUGUUUUCAAUCUGCCAGACGGAGGACAUAUACGAUUGUUAUAUCAUGUGGAUAAGUACGGAUUCUAUACGGAAACGCUGCCUUGAGAUGAAAAAAAAAAAUACUUUUAUUAAUGAGAGUUGACUCUCUAUGCAAUCCAAGCUGCAACUAUAAAUGGAAACAAGUUUUAUCAAAUUUCUACGAGUCCGAUCCAAUUUGUAUUUCAGAAUCUCGAAAUAAAUGGAACCAUAUGCAAAUAUUGAUUAAAAAGUGGUCGGGAAACCGUUAUAGAACUGCUGUAUAAUGUUU
Messenger RNA from Drosophila eugracilis, 470 nucleotides. RefSeq lists its product as uncharacterized. The coding region runs from base 8 to 268 and encodes 86 amino acids. NCBI's taxonomy places the organism in Eukaryota, Metazoa, Arthropoda, Insecta, Diptera, Drosophilidae. The record is from RefSeq and is a predicted model, not a curated record. The transcript is spliced from 2 exons.